AUGACAAAGAAAAAAUGCCCAGGGACAGAAUCGGAUUUAUUUUGUUCUGGGAGAGCUUCUCACCCACAGGAUCUCUCCCUUGGGAGAUGGAGUGACAGUCUGUUGGGUUUUAGCCUCUAAUCCAGCAGACUCCUGACUGUCGUUUGGGAGCCUUGUUUGUGUUACUUUUGUCUGGCGCUAUAGGCCAGUGGAGAAAUGCACGUUCCUGUUAAAGGUCUGGUGUUCUAGAACCUGCAUGGUCAAAGCAGGAUUCUUGUAAACUGCAUCAGAUUGAGCAUUUCCACUGAGGCUGCCCCGACCCGCGGAUGGAUUUUUCCACAUCAGGUUGAGUGUUUUCUAAGGCCAAAGAGCAUUCCACCCUCAGCAUGUACGCUGUUGUUCUCUUUUGCCAGCCCCCAUUCCAUAUUAUCCCACGGGUAAGUCUGAGGUUCCUUUGUCUGGGAAAGAAGUCAGAAAAGGAAAAAUAAUAUUGACCCCUAUCUUCACUCCACUGGAAUUGCCCACCUCCCCCGCCAUUGGAAUUAUACAUGAAGGGCCGCAUUCCUUCCGCUUUAUGGGGUAUGACCCGCGGGUGUCCUGAGGCUGGACAUGAAAGCUCGACAGAGUGGCAUUUGAUAGCAAACUGAUCUAGGACAGAAGUGUUCCGCGUUCCCCUAGAGCAUUUUUUUCCCCCCACUUUCCUUUUGUGGUUUCAGAAAUCUGUCUGCUGCAAGAAUCGUUAGGUCUUGGGCUCAGAUCUCCUUCCUCUUACCAGGCCUGGUAUUGACUCCAAGUGGGAGGGAGAGGCAGCAUAAAAGUAUUUCUCUUUUCCUUCUUGAAGGGGGUGUGUCCUGGGCUUGUCUGCCUACAAGGGCAGCAACAUGCACCAGGAGUCGCUUAUGAAUCAGUGGACCUGCAUGAAUGCCAGUGAGCUGCUGGUCAGGUAUUAGCGAUGUCUUUCCAAACAGCAUUAAGAAGUGAUUGAGCCACAGGUACACUGGAGGAGGGGCUCCCUAAGGCUGUGAUGUGAAGAGAGGAAUCACCAGACCAGAGGGCCAAGUGUGGGCGCCUGUCAGGGAUGUCAGGACUUGUGUGAGGGUUAAGGUACACCCAGGAAACCAGCUUUGCAGCCUUGCAUGGUACAUCAAUCGUCUGGCCACAGACCGUGACCCCGGUUGUUCAUGGUUGAGUCCAUGGUAAGGAGGGAGACCAGCUGAAGAUGAAAUUCCACAUGCUCUGGCUCAUCUCUUUCUUCACACUCACCGAUGGCCUGGAAGGCUUCCUGGGGAGAAAUGAAGGCAUGAAAACAAAAAAAGGACUCACUGUGAAUAAGAAAAAGCAUCCAGGCUCAGUCCAGGAAUAUGAGCUGCUGCUUCAGGUGGCCUACAGAGAUUCCAAGGAGAAGAGACACUUGAAGAAUUUUCUGAAGCUUUUGAAGCCUCCAUUGUUAUGGUUACAUGAACCAAUGAAGAUUAUCAGAGCAAAGGCCACCACAUACUGUGGGUGCCAGAAUGGGGUCCUGCAGUGUUCCUGUGAGGACGGCUAUUCCUGGUUCCCUCCCUCAUGCCUUGAUCCCCAGAAAUGCUACCUUCACACGGCCGGAGCCCUCCAGAGCUGUGACUGUCAUCUCAACAACCUCAGCCAGAGCCUCAGUUUCUGCGAGAGAGCAAAGGUUUGGGGCACUUUCAAAAUCAAUGAACGAUUUACCAAAGACCUUUUGAAUUCAUCUUCUCCUUCAUAUUCCAAGUAUACAACUGGAAUUGAAAUUCAACUUAAAGAAGCAUUCAAAAGAAUUCAAGAUUUUGAGUCGGUUCAUGUCACCCAAUUUCGUCAUUAUAGGGAUGGAAGCAUCAUUGCUGGGUUUGAAGUUGUGGGUUCCAGCAGCACAUCUGAGCUGCUGUCAGCCAUCGAACAGGUGGCUGAGAAGGUGAAGGCAGGCCUUCGCAAGCUGUUCCCACUAGAAGACGGCUCUUUCAGAGUAUUUGGAAAAGCCCAGUGUAACAGCAUUGUCUUUGGAUUUGGGUCCGGGAAUGACGAGUACACUCUUCCCUGUAGCAGCGGCUACGCUGGAAACAUUACAGCCAGGUGCCAGCCCUCUGGGUGGCAGGUCCUCAGGGAGACAUGUGUACACUCUCAGCUGGACGAACUGAAGAAGAAUUUCAGUGUGAUCGCAGGCAAUGCCACUGAGGCAGCUGUGUCAUCCUUGGUGAGAAAUCUUUCAGUCGUCAUUCGGCAAAACCCAUCAACUACAGCUGGCAAUCUGGCUUCAGUGGUGUCCAUUCUGGACAACGUCUUGUCUCUGUCACUGUCAAGUCAUUUCAAGGUGUCCAAUUCAACCAUGGAGGAUGUCAUCAGUAUUGCUGACCACAUCCUUAAUUCAGCAUCAGUAACCAACUGGACGGUGUUACUGCGGGAAGAACAGCAUGCCAGCUCACGAUUACUGGAGACACUGGAAAACAUCAGCAGCCUCGUACCUUCGACAGCUCUGCCCCUGAGUUUCUCUCGGGAAUUCAUUCACUGGAGAGGGAUUCCAGGGUCCCAAAGCCAACCUGAGAUGGGUUACAGCUAUGAGGCUAAAAUACUCCCCCCAAAUACUUCCAUUCCCAUCAGAGGCCACGUGUUAAUUGGGUCAGACCAAUUCCAGUGGUCCUUUCCAGAAACUAUUAUCAGCAUGGCCUCAUUGACCCUGGGGAAUAUUCUAUCCAUCGCCAAAAAUGGAAAUGCUCAGGUCAAUGGGCCAGUGAUAUCCACGGUUAUCCAAAACUAUUCCAUAAAUGAAAUUUUCCUGGUUUUUCCCAAGACAGAGUCAAAUCUGAGCCAGCCUCACUGUGUGUUUUGGGAUUUCAGGCAUUUGCAAUGGAACAAUGCGGGCUGCCACCUAGUGAAUGAAACUCCAGACACGGUGACGUGCCAAUGUACUCACCUGACCUCCUUCUCCAUACUGAUGUCACCCUUUGUCCCCCCUGCCAUCAUCCCCUUUGUGAAAUGGAUCACUUUUGUGGGACUGGGCAUCUCCAUCGGAAGUCUCACCUUAUGCCUAAUCUUCGAAGCUCUAUUUUGGAAGCAGGUCAAGAAAAACCAAACUUCCUACACGCGCCAUAUUUGCAUGGUGAACAUAGCCUUGUGCCUCCUGAUUGCUGAUGUUUGGUUUAUCGUUGCCGCCACUGCAGACUCCACAGUAAGCUUUUCUGGAGUCUGCAUAGCUGCAGUGUUUUUUAUGCACUUUUUCUACCUCUCCUUGUUCUUUUGGAUGCUCAUGCUUGGCAUCCUGCUAGCUUAUCGGAUCCUCUUUGUGUUCCAUCACAUGGGCCUGCAUUUGAUGAUGGCUUUCGGGUUCUGCCUGGGCUAUGGGUGCCCUCUCAUCAUAUCUGUCAUCACCAUUGCCAUCACGCAACCUGGCAAUGACUACAAAAGGAAAGACGUGUGUUGGCUUAAUUGGUCUGAUAAGAGCAAACCCCUCUUGGCCUUUGCUGUUCCUGCACUGACUAUUGUGGCUGUGAAUUUGGUUGUGGUGCUAUUAGUUCUCACAAAGCUCUGGAGGCCCACUGUUGGAGAAAGGCCGAGUCAGGACAACAAGGCCACUAUUGUCCACAUGGGGAAGAGCCUCCUCAUCCUGACCCCUCUGCUGGGCCUCACCUGGGGCUUUGGCAUAGGAACAAUAGUGGACAACCGGAAUCUGGCUUGGCAUGUUAUUUUUGCAUUACUCAAUGCAUUCCAGGGUUUUUUCAUCUUAUGUUUUGGAAUGCUCUGGGAUAGUAAGCUGCGACAAUUGCUGUUCAACAAAUUGUCUCCUUUAAGCUCUCAGAAGCAAGCAUCAAAGCAGAACUCAACAGAUGUAUCUGCCAAACCCAAAUUCCCAAAGCCUUUCAACCCACUGCAACACAAAGGCAUUUAUGCUCUUUCCCAUACUGGAGAAUCGUCAAAUGACAUCAUGCUAACCCAGUUUUUAUCAACUGAAUAAGGCUGCGAACCAUAAAAUCAAGGGAAAUUUUUGGUGCAACUUGACAUUUAGAACUAAAUGUCAGUGAAAAAAUUAGCACAAUAUUAGAUGGAAUUUUCUGAUGUGGGCAUCUGGAAUAAAAUGAGAAGUUUUCAGCAGCUCCAUCACUGCUCUUUUUAUCUUCAUUUAAACGGAACCAUUUAUUUCCAUGUGGUUUGACUCAAAGGAAUUGCUUCAUAAACGCAGGAAAGUAGGUUUUAUUAGAAGCUGCAUCUGUUGUACCAGCUUUUCACUGCCACAGACUGCAGUUUCCUUUUUCAUGAAAUAGCAUUAUUCUUGUCGCAUUCCCAGGCAUCUGAACUGCAGUCAGAAAACGUCACGAAAUCACCUGAGAUAAAUGGAUGGCCCACGUUCACUUCCUAUCAAAAAUUCAUUGGUGCAAAUUUCCUAGAGAAGAGGCAUUUCCCUCCCAAAUUUUCCAGUGGGAUUUUAUCCUUUUUUUUUCUUUUUUAGGUUCAGUCACUUACCUUUGAAACUUAUUCAGAAAUAAAAUGAAAAAAUUCUAUUUCACACAGCUUUGUAGCCAUUAGUUGGGAAGUAUAGUGAUAUGAUUGUAUACGUAAGGCAGUGUUUUUCAGUCUACACCUUGUAAUUUCAUCCGGCCCCCAGUCCAGUGAAGUGAGGUAUCCAGGCAGAUGUAAAGCAGAGAUGAGGAAACGGAUGUUCAACGAGGUGGAGAUUUUGUAGCCAGUAAAGGGGUACUGAGGGCUUUUAGGGCUUUUGGUUCCUAGUCCAGUUCUAUGACCCAUAACAGCCUUAGGAAUGACCUUCAACCUUAACAAUACUUAUAAGGUCAGAUAUGAGUUUCAUUACUCCCAGAAUUCUUUCGAUGUAAGAGGCAAAUUGAGGGAGAGUUUGGUUGUCACCUUCUGGGGAGAUACCCUAACACAUCCUGGUUUUCUUUUUUUUUUUUUUUCCUGGUUUUCUUUCAUAACCACUGUGAGUACUUUUGGGGUUGUUUACAUGUACAGCCAAUGCCACUUUCAGAUGAGACAGAGAGCAACAGGUGGACAGGCACCACACGAAGUGACAUUUCCUUUCCAUACUUUCACCCCCUGGGCUCGCCAGUGUUUCAACCCUGGUCACUGGGCCCAGAAAGACUGAGCCCUAUCUGACUCAUCCCUGCUUCUAGAAAUCUUAGACAUCCUAAAACUCUGCAAGGGCAGAUUUCUUUCAGCAAUAAUCGUGAUGACGAUGGUGAUGGUGACGAUAAUGGUAAGAGGUCAAAGAAGAAGAAGCAACAUUCAUAGACUGCUCACUCCCUGCCAGGCACUAAGUGCCUUGCAUAUGUUAACUCUUAAUCUUCACAAGAAGCUUGGGAGUGGGGAACAUUACUGUCCCCGGUUUACAGCAGCAGAAACGAAGGCACAAAGGGGAAAUAAUGUGAGCAGGGCAACACGGAUGAUGAAUAGCCGUUAUACAUAUAAUAGUCGUGGAUGUUAAUUUUAACAGGAAGUGGGUUAUAUAAGUCAGACUAGAAGGCAAGGGCACUGCUUAUUUAAUUGUAAUUAGAAUCUUACACUCUCUGGUCUGUGAGGGAUCUCAAGCAUCAUCUAGUCCCUAUUUUACAUGUAGUCCUCAUGUCCCGAAUCUCAGCAGACCAUGAUUACAAGAUGAAGUCAUGUCCACUUUUAAUGGCUAUCUAUAGUAGUAUAUUAACUCAGACUGCUAUAACAACAUAUCACAAACUGGGUAGUUUAAACAACAGAAAUUCAUGUUUUUCACAGUUCCGGAAGCUAGGACUUCCAAGAUCAAGCUGUCUUUAGGGUUAUUUUCUGAUGAGACCACUCUUCCCGUCUCAUAGACAGCCACCUUCUUGCUAUGUCCCCACAUGGUCUCUUCUCAUUGUAUGCUAAUAGAGGUCUCUGGUGUCUCUUCUUCUUUAAGAGCACCCAUCCUAUCAGAUGGGGAUCCCACUCUGAUCACCUCACUGAACCUUAAUCACCUCCUACAUGGCCUCGUCUCCACAUACAGUCAUAUUGGAGGUUAGGGCUUCAAAAUAUGAAUUUUGCAGACACGCAGUUCAAUUCCUAACAAGCAGCUGGGGUUCUUAUCUGUUUAAUUGAACUUAGGGUCUUUCAACAUAUCCUCUCAGUUAUUUCUUGAAGUCCCCAAGGGAAUGAUGAAGGACAAUCUCAGGUGCAAUGACCAUAGUUUUCCAAGGUCACCACAUAUGGCUUUACAGGCCGUGUACUCAAGAGGGUGCCAUUCUCACACCUGUGAUAUUAAUGGUGCCAACUAAAGUUGUCUAGGCCAUAAUCUGCGUAGUCACUCGUGGUAACCCUAAUUAGGUCCACCCGCCUUGGCCUCCCUUUCUUGUUCUGCCUUUCACUCAUCCACAGUUGCUGCUUACAAAAUCUCUUUGAUGAAGCCUCGCCACCACGCCCUACCUCUCAUGGAUGUGUCAGUGCUCAUGCCAAGAGUUUGAUCCUAGAGGUCUCUAAGGCUCCCGUUGCUCAUGGCAUCAGAGUGGGUUGGGGUAACUUCCACCCAGUCUCCACCUCAUAUUGCCUGGAUAUACCCACUGUCAACAGUUCUGUCUGGCAAGCUAGAGAGGUCAGAUGUAAGUGCCAGCACUUAGUGAAGAGUGAGCCCAUAAAGAUCAAACUCCAGGUUGGACAGUCCCUGCCCCAGAUUCUUCCACCUUUCUACUGCAAGGGAGGAGAUGUGGAUGCAUUUUCAUUAUGCCCAUUGGAGUCAUUGAUGGAAGAAGGCAAUAGAGCAUGUGAAUUUGUGCCAACCAUUUGGUUCUUAGACCAGGCUCUCUACUGCAAUAGGUUCCACUUAGGGCAGUGCAUCUGAAUUCAGCCCCAUGGACACAAUGAACAUUCAUUAGGCAUGUUCAAGUAGGACACAGAACAGAUUUCUGAAUGGGCUAUUUUGAGAUUUACAGAGUCUUUUUAAAAUUACUUUUUGUAUUUAAUUUUUUUAAUGUCUAUUUAUUUUUGAGAGAGAGACAGAGUGUGAGUGGGGAAGGGCAGAGAGAGAGGGAGACACAGAAUCUAAAGCAGGCUCCAAACUCCGAGCUGCCAGCACAGAGACCGAUGCAGGGCAUGAACUGGGGCCCUGGUCUGGGGCCCUAAAUGGACUCUGUGUUGAGACCAGCCUACAUGCCUACAGUUUGUCAGAGUGAAGCAUGUGUGUGUGUUUCUUACGGAGAAUGGUGAGACAAGCAAGCAAGAGAGAGACAAUACCGGGUUGUCUUGGGUGCUGUGUGAGGGGGCCACCCAAAGUGGUGGAGAUCGAGCAGAAAGAAGUUGGAGGUGAAGCCAGAUUAGGGGAUGAGCACCUGGAAUAUAGAUGAAUUUGUAUGAGCUAAAGGAAUUGCAUGUGAGAGAGGUCAGGGAUACGAAAUUUCAGAAGAGUUCCCGAACACUCCCUCCCUUCCAUCCAGAGAGACCUGGAACCAUAUAAAAGCAACCCCAUCUUGUAAUUCAAAUCUCUCUUCCUGGACUUGAGGGAAAGGAGGUCAGAAACCUCAUUGCCCAAGGUGGGGCGGGUAGAAGGAGAGGAAGAAAAGUUGAGCAAAAAUGUCCAUCAGCAAAGAUGUGCCAGUGCAAAGAGCCAACCCAGAGUAGGACUCAGUUGGAGAGGGAGUUGGGGGAGAAUAGAAAUUCAAGCCAAAUUAUUUGUAGUUAUUAUUAUUACAUGAGACUCAGCAUCUUAAUAACCAAACUGAGAGUGUGUGAACUAUCCAAAGUGACCACAAAGCUGCUAUUAUUGGAGCAUGUUGGAGUAAUUUCUGGAACAUAUCUGGUGGGAAAGAAAAGCUUUUACUCUUGAAUAAAUUUUAUAAGGAUAAUGAGAGACAAAAAAAAAGGGUGUUUGAUCACAUGUCAUAAACCACGUUUGUCUAAUCCACUGAUUACACACACGUUUAUCUCAGAUACUUCCCAAAAUGCUACUAAAAACAAUAAAAGAGUCAGAAAAAGAGUAAAACAUUGCAAUAGUUCCUAUCGCUGAAUUUAAAAAUUGCCACAAACAGGGGCUUAAAGCAACACACAUUUAUUAUCUCACAGCUUCUGAGUCAGGGGUCCAGACACAGCUAACUGAGUCCUCUGCUCAGUUUCACAAGACUGUAAUCAAGGGCUGCAUUUUCAGCUGGAGGCUUGACUGGGGAACUCCAACUCCUUCAAGUUAUUGGCAGAAUUCAUUUCUCUGCAGUUGUGGGAAUUAGAACCUUGACUUUUUGCUGACUUAUUGGUUAGAGGUUACCCUGACACCCCAGAGGCUGCCUAUACUUCCCUGACACAAGAGAUUCUCUAACAUGGCCACUUAUGCCUGUAAGCCUGCCAGAACAGUCUGUUACUCCAGUGGGCUUUUAUGACAAAGUAUAACAUAAUCAGGUGAGUGACAUCUCACAACUUUUACCAUAUUCAAUUACUGGAAGUAGGUCACAGGUCCUGGCCACACUCCAGGAGAUGAUAGGUGAAAGACCCACAGUUAGGUUUGUGCCCCUCCAAAUGCAUAUGUUAAUACCUAACCCCCCAGGUGAUAGUAGUAGGAAGCGGGGCCUUUGGGAAGUAGUUAGAUCGUGAAGGUGGAAUCUUUGCAAAUGGCAUUGGUGCUCUUACAAAAGACUCCAUAGAGCUCUCUUGCCCUUUCUACCAAGUUGGAAGUUGGCAGUCUGUAUCUCAGAAGAGGGUCUUGCCAGAAACCGACAGUAUUGGCAUCCUGAUCUUGAACUUCCAGCCUCCAGAACUAUGGGAAAUAAAUGUUUAUAAGGCACCCAGUCUAUGGUAUCUGGUUAUAGCAGCUUGAACCAACUGAGAUGACAGCAUUGUGAAAUUUCUUCUAUGAUAUUCUGUGACAGAAGACAAAAAAGAAGAACAAAACGUUUUCAGAGGGGGAAAAAAAGGUUUUACGUAAAAGGUCAAAAUCAGAAUAUUAUCAGACUCCUCGCAGUAACGUUGUAAGCUAGAUAACGAUGGAGAAUGGUUUCAAAACGUUGAGAAGGAAUUAUUGCAACCCAGAAGCAGUUAAGUGUGAGGAAGAAUAAAGAUAACUUCAGCCACAGAAAUUCGCCAUAAAUUUUCCUGCAAACCUUCCCUUGCCAAAAGCUGUUGGGAAAUAGUACCAAACGUGACAAUAGAUCUAGAAAGGAAAAGGCUUGGGACCCCAAAAACAAAAGAUGCUAUGAAAGAGAGAGCAGAGGGACUAUCUAGGGUGGGCUUAAAAGGAGUUUGUACCCAGACAACAACCUGGGGCAGAUCCAGGCUAGAGCUGCAAGAAAGAUUGCUCAAGAAGAUGAAAGUGAGAGUAGGAUACCUAACAGAUCUGAGUGUUACUACUUUUUUAAGUUAUCUAUUUUAUUUUAUUAAUUAUUUUUUUUUAGAGAGACACAGAGCACGUGAGCAGGGGAGGGGCAGAGAAGGAGAGAGAGAAUCUCAAGCACACUCCAUGCUCAGCGUGGAGCCCAGUGCAGGGCUCGAUCCCACAACCCUGGGAUCAUGACCUGAGCCGAAAUCAAGAGUUGGAUGCUCAACGGACUGAACCGGCCAAGCACCCCUGAGUGUUAUCUAGAAGAGAUUUACAUACCCAGGGGUGGGUUGGGAUAAAUUUUUGAUAUGAACACAGAAAUCCAAACAAGUAAAAAAAAAAAAAAAAAAAAAAAAGCGUUACAUCUAACAGAAACAAAA
This is a messenger RNA of Panthera uncia (snow leopard), 9618 nucleotides long. It is a transcript of the gene ADGRF1, whose product is annotated as adhesion G protein-coupled receptor F1. Lineage: Eukaryota; Metazoa; Chordata; Mammalia; Carnivora; Felidae. Gene Ontology annotation, molecular function: G protein-coupled receptor activity. Bases 1199 to 3940 code for a protein of 913 amino acids. The transcript is spliced from 17 exons. Gene Ontology annotation, cellular component: plasma membrane. Gene Ontology annotation, biological process: synapse assembly; adenylate cyclase-activating G protein-coupled receptor signaling pathway; cell surface receptor signaling pathway. The record is from RefSeq and is a predicted model, not a curated record.